AUGGCGCCUCUGACGAUUGCGUCUCGUGCGCUCGCGCGAGGAGUAGCGAAAUCCUGUAGUCGUGUAAAUGCCGCCCGCGCACUCAGCACUACUACUCAGCUCAACGAUGCCGCCGGUUCUUACUCCAGCCCGUUUAAGGGCGAGUCUAAGUCUACCAAGAUCCCCGACUUCGGCCACUAUAUGGCUAAGAACAGCUCCAAUACGAAUCUGCUCUUCCAGUACUUCAUGGUUGGAACUAUGGGCGCUAUUACUGCUGCCGGGGCCAAGUCUACUGUGCAAGAAUUCCUAAAGAACAUGUCCGCAUCCGCCGACGUCUUGGCUAUGGCUAAGGUCGAGGUCGACCUCAAUGCUAUCCCCGAGGGCAAGAAUGUCAUCAUCAAGUGGAGAGGAAAGCCCGUGUUUAUCCGACACCGUACCGAAGACGAAAUCAACGAGGCGAACUCCGUCAACGUCUCAUCGUUGCGUGAUCCCCAAACCGACGAGGACCGUGUCCAGAAGCCUGAGUGGCUGGUCAUGUUAGGUGUCUGUACGCAUCUAGGUUGUGUGCCCAUCGGCGAGGCGGGAGACUUCGGCGGGUGGUUCUGCCCGUGCCACGGAUCGCAUUACGACAUCUCGGGACGCAUAAGGAAAGGACCGGCGCCGCUCAACCUCGAGAUCCCCUCGUACGAGUUCCCCGAGGAGGACAAGCUAAUUAUCGGUUAA
This is a messenger RNA of Daldinia childiae, 702 nucleotides long. Its product is annotated as Cytochrome b-c1 complex subunit Rieske, mitochondrial. The record is from RefSeq and is a predicted model, not a curated record. Gene Ontology annotation, biological process: mitochondrial electron transport, ubiquinol to cytochrome c. Gene Ontology annotation, cellular component: membrane. Gene Ontology annotation, molecular function: quinol-cytochrome-c reductase activity; 2 iron, 2 sulfur cluster binding. Bases 1 to 702 code for a protein of 233 amino acids. Lineage: Eukaryota; Fungi; Ascomycota; Sordariomycetes; Xylariales; Hypoxylaceae. The transcript is spliced from 3 exons.